This is a messenger RNA of Mercenaria mercenaria, 1523 nucleotides long. RefSeq lists its product as uncharacterized. Lineage: Eukaryota; Metazoa; Mollusca; Bivalvia; Venerida; Veneridae. The record is from RefSeq and is a predicted model, not a curated record. Gene Ontology annotation, molecular function: protein binding. The transcript has 4 exons. The coding region runs from base 8 to 970 and encodes 320 amino acids. Gene Ontology annotation, biological process: signal transduction.
UUAUACGAUGGCCACAAGCACACAAAACUGCGACAGAAUAUAUAUUUUUCGUCUUUUUACACUGGUUCUUGAUGGUGGUUCGUAUGUGUACAGAAAGGUCCUUGAAUAUCGGGCCUGCGAAAAAAACAAAGAUUUAAAGACACAUUUAAAUAAUUCAAAGAAGGAAAUACAGAAGUCAACACGUGUAAAUAAACAACAGUUGGAGAAACUCUUUCCAAACAACGGCCCAGCCAUCGCAACAACAGCCGAUGAGUUUGAUAUAACACUGCUGGCCUUUCUGGUACAAAAUACAUGUAAAUAUCCAGGAGAAAAUUGGAUAAAGCCGGAGGAUGACAAUUCUGAAGUUUCAAACCUAGUGCGAGUGCGGGAAUUUCGAAAUGAUAUUCUUCAUAGUGCUAAAACGGAGAGAUUUGAUGAAGAGGAGUUUCUUAAGCUGUGGAAUGACAUAGAAAAGGUUCUUCUAAGACUGAGGCCUAAUGAUCAGAACCUUGUAGACAAAAUUAAAGCAUGGCAGACAGAACCAUUUGACAAAGACCUGGAAUCAGAAUACCAGAAAUUGAAACUGCAACUAGAAAAAUGGGAGGAAUGGGAAGAUGUACAAGAGAGGGUGAAAAAGCUUGAAACGAAAGUGGAAAAAGUGGAAGACUUGUUGAUGAUUCGAGAUAUUGAUGACCAAGCCUUUGACAUAAAGAUUGGUGCACUCCGUGACAUAGCAAGAGAUGUGAUAGCGACACACUGGGAAAUACUUGCAACAGAUCUGAAUGUCCCACAGGUAAAAGUCACUCAAAUAAGAGCAACUGCAAUGGAAGAAGAGGAAAAAAUAUUUAGGAUGUUAUGUAUCUGGCAGUGCAAUGCAGACGGAAAUACCUCUUUUGAAGCUUUGUUCAAAGCACUUAAGGAAAACGCAUCUACAGUUAUAUUCGAUGAACAUAAACUUAAAGACAUUGAAAAAAAGUAUCAAUUAGUUUAGAAUACGGGCAAGCUAUUCCUCUUGGUAACCAUUGUCCGAUGAUCAAACUGACCGAGAACACGCUCUGUAACUGUAUGUUAAUUGCUUAAUCAUCAAGAAGGUUUUAUUUUAACUGUAUCGCAGAAGACACAUUCGGCUGUAUUACUAAUACAUUUGUAAUUGUUUGAUGAUAGUAUAUUAGUAAUCUGUUGAUACCUGCACAUGAAUUGUGAAUACCGUAUUUUGGCUAAGGUUUAUAUAGAGUGAACAGCUUAACAGAAAAUGACAUGAAUGACAAUGAAAAUGUUUUAUUCUAGAUUUUGUGAACAAAGUUAAGUCACUGUGGACGCUAGACAAUUUUCCUCUUUUAGCUUCAUAAUAAUGUGAACAAAGCCUAAAAGGAGACAUUUCUAUCCUAUUUAGGUUAUUAUUUACUAUAUCUAGACACUUUUCAUUUGUACACUGUUUUGAACUUUCUAUCAUAAAACAAUUAGUCUUGUACCACGCAAUCUUUGUUUUAACAUUGUCGUUUAGUUUAAAUCAUAGUAUAGCCAUAAAAUUUCCUUAACCACUG